Molecule: messenger RNA, 4864 nt
Organism: Alligator mississippiensis (American alligator)
Lineage: Eukaryota; Metazoa; Chordata; Crocodylia; Alligatoridae
Gene: RNF180
Product: ring finger protein 180
Exons: 7
Coding region: 91-1800 (569 amino acids)
Biological process (GO): serotonin metabolic process; protein polyubiquitination; positive regulation of proteasomal ubiquitin-dependent protein catabolic process
Cellular component (GO): endoplasmic reticulum membrane
Molecular function (GO): ubiquitin conjugating enzyme binding; ubiquitin protein ligase activity
Source: RefSeq, a predicted model, not a curated record
CUCGCGUCUCUCGCCGUCCGCGUGACCCGGGCCCCGCCUCCCGCGCUGCCGCCGCCCGCCGGAUAAAGAGUUGAAGAAUCACGAGUUAAAAUGAAUAGCCAAGAGGCUGAUAUGCUUCGGUGUUGGAAGUGUAGAAAAUAUGUAGCAAAUUCUGAUUGCCUCAUUAAAUGUCAUGGGAAACAACAGUGUGAAUUUUCAACUGCUGCUCAGAAUACUUGUAAUGUCUGGCACAUGAACUUAGAAGACCUUCCUGACUGGGUAAAAUGUGCUAUUGAAAAGGCACAGUGGACGAUUGGAAAACUGAACUGCCCAUUCUGUGGGACCCGUCUGGGGGGCUUUAACUUUGUUCGCAACACAAAAUGUUCCUGUGGUCAAUUUGCAAAUAUACAUUUCUGCAAGAGUCGGACUGAUUUUCAGCCAGCUUGUUCAGUUAAACUCCCAAGAUCAUCAUUAAAACACUUGUCACUUUGUAAAGCUCAGUCUGGUUUUAACAAGAAAAUCCAACACAAAGUGACAGGUGGAACUUUGGAAAUCAGAAAUCCAGGGAUUUCAUACAUGACCAAAAAUUAUAAUGGAAGUGGAAGAUUAACAGAAGCACUUUGCCUAGAGGUGCGAGCAACCAACUUUGAUAUAAAUAGUAGAAAACCACACUUUAAGGUGUUCAAUCAAAAAAAGAGUAUUUCAGCUUCCUGGCCUGUGAAUGAUAUACAUUUGAUAAAAGCUUUUCAUAGAAAAUCACAUAGUUUGGAUUUGAACAUCAGAGAGAAACUCAUUUUGUUGCCUAAUUUAUGUGGAACUUCAGGUAAUGGACCUAUUUAUCACAGGCAAAAUGAUACACAGCCCAUUUACCCAAACAGUAAUUUGCAAUUAGAGUCCAGUAGAGAGAAUUCCUUUCAGGGCCUAUAUAGUUUUGAUGCUGAUGAACUGUCAAAAAGGUUUUCAGUUACUUCCUGUAAUGCAUUAACACAAAGGGGGACAGAAUGUGAAUGUGGUUUCCAAGCAUCUGAACAAUGUUCUGGGAGUGCCACUGCUGACCAGCUACCUUCUGUGAUGGAUCUGUUUCCAUCUGCAAGUUCUGCAGAAGAUGAUGACACUGGACAGGAGAAUAUCACACCAGUUGAUCAGGAACCUGCCAGUAUCUCCUUAGUUACUGUCCACCAAAAAAAGCUAAGCAAAAGAGAGAGAAACAAAUUGAAGAGUUUGAGGAGAAAACAAAGGAGGCGUGAGAGGUGGCUACAGAAGCAGAUUUCAAAUGAUAAUGUCAACACAGAUGAUGAGCAUGAACACAGAGGAGAUAAAGAAAGUUUCCUUUGUGCAGUGUGCCUGGAUGUCUAUUUCAAUCCAUACAUGUGCUAUCCAUGUCGCCACAUCUUUUGUGAGCCUUGCUUAAGGAUGCUUGCCAAAGACAACCCAACCAGUACUCCAUGUCCACUGUGUCGCACAAUAAUUGCAAGAGUCUUUUUCCAAUCAGAACUGAACAACUCUACAAAAUCUUUCUUCCCUUCAGAAUAUUUGAAAUUAAAAGAAAAUUUUCAAAAAUCAAGUUCUGCAAAAUGGCCUCUGCCCAGCUGCAGAAAAGCAUUCAGAGUUUUUGAAGCAGGUUUUCAAAGGCACGCAGAUCCUGUAGCAAGAAGACAUUUCCCACAUGCUGCUCACCGGAUGGACUAUAUGGAUUUUGAGGAUGAUAGCCGUGGAUGGCGCUUUGACAUGGACAUGGUGAUAAUUUACAUUUAUUCUGUCAACUGGGUAAUAGGAUUCAUUAUUUUCUGUUUUCUAUGCUACUUUUUCUUUCCUUUUUAGGACACAGUAAUCACAGUUUAGCAAACUUGAGCAAUCGUACAAACCAAGAUAAUGUGACUAGAAAUACCUUAAAAUAAGAAUGCAUAUUUUCUUUAUAUGGAGUUUUAAAUCAUUCAGAAUUGUAUUAGGCUGCAUCAAGUACUAUAUGGGUAUAAUGAUUUAAUUACUUGAUGCUUCUGCUAUUAGCAACAAUAACCUGAGCUGCAUUUAUAGCAUAAGCCACAUUGCAGUCAUUGUCAUUGAUUUUACCAGAGCCAGAAUUACAGCCAUUACACACAAAGUUACUGCUAUGUCGAAAUGUACAUAGCAUUUUGUUUUUGGAUCCAUAUCUGGCUCCAUGUUGACAUAUUGUGCAACAGUAGUGUAAGUAAGAGCGGUAGGACUGGCACACUAGCUGGAGCACCAAAUUGGGGGUGGGGACCCAAAAAUAGCAGCCACUGUGCUGCUGGCCCCAUCACCACCAAAAGUCCAGCUGCAGCUCUGCCCAGUGUGCAACCACCAAGGGCACAGACCUACCCUGUUAUGCUUCUGAUGUGCCACAUUACAGAAGUCACCACACCUUCUGCUGCCUCAUUUUCUUCAGAUAAUGCUAUUUGUUAAGUACUGUAGUCAUCGUUUUAGAGAUCUGCUUAGAAGUAUUAUGAGAGAGGCAAGGAUUUUUGAGGGUGAUAUAUUUUAUUGAGCCAACUACAAAGCUGAGAGAGAUCUUAAAACAAGCUUCUGGCCAAAAGGUACCAAAAAUAUUAUACUACUGUUGCAGUAGGCAUUGCCUAGGUACAUACCAUAACUCCUUAACGGAGAGCAACAGAAUGCUGGAAAACUAAACAUUGAUAAACCUACUUCUACCACCAUUCUGGGAAUAUGUACCUGUCUAGGGAUCGGAUACAGCCCUUUCUCAGCCAUAACUCACUGCCUGAUGUGCUAUGCCUAUUACUUAUGGAAUAAAAGGAAACUGCUUACUGACCUGAAAAAUCGCCUUUUCAAAAAAAAUGGCAGUUGGAAAGGACUUUUUCAUAACCCUAAGAUGUGCACCCACAAGGGACCCAAAGCAGCAAUUCAUCCAGACGGUUAUAUAUAGAUCCAGGAGUCCAUAUAGGGGAAGGAGGCAAAUAGAACAUAGGCCGGGCACAGGCCAGGGGACAUGAUCUUUUAGGGGUAUUGAAACAAAUAUCUUUCUCCAAUGCAAGUUCAAUCUGUAGAUGGCUUCAGGGAAUUAUUAGCAUGUACAAAUUAUUGUAGCAGUCUGAAAAUCAGCCCACACAUUGCCCCACCAAACACCAAUGGCAUAUCUCAAAGUUAGUUAUGUAACAGAAUACAUGUGAGAGGAUCCAAAAUAACUUUAUGGUCAGUAUAUAUGCGGAUCGAUCCCUCUGUAUUAAAAACAUCCGUGUCUGAGGGGGGGGAUCCUGUAUCCAUUUCAUACUAAGUACACCACAAAAUAUUUCUAAAGUAGGUGAAAUGGAAGAAAAAUACCUAUGAACCUCCAAGGUAGGGGGUUCAAUACUGUAGCAGAAUGCAAGUAGUGAAAAAUAGUACAUGGUGGUUAAAAGUCUUAUUCUUGAGAAAAAUAACAGGCAGGUAUUUAAUUUAUUAAGGGGUGGAUUAUAUAAGGUGCUUCAUGUUGUGGCCCUGAUCCAGGAAAGCACACAAGAAUGUGAGUAGUCCCAAUGACUUCAGUUCUUGGAGGGCAUACUUAUGAGGCAAACUCAGGAGCUGUUAGUUAUUCAACAAGCAGCACUCUUUCAGUUGACUUAACACAAAUUAAUUGUGUAGACAAGUACAAGUACCCAUGUUGCUGGAGGUGCUGUCUUUCAGCUGAGACUGGAUUGAAUGAUAUCAUUGGAAUGUAAAAGUAAGUAUUUCCAUAGAUCCUUUUCUGGAUUGGGGCCUGAUUGAUCAGCACUUGUAGAAGCAGAAGUGAUCUGAGCCUUAGACUUCCCUCUCAUCUGAAAGAUGGCACAUACUAGCAUUUAAUUUUCUUCACAGGCUUCAUAAAAUAACUUUGUGAGCAUUAGUUCUUAACUCUUUGAGAAUAUCUCUGCAGAAGUAAAAAUUAACCUUCCUGUCAGCUGCUACAUUUAGGACUGUAAUAGAUGUGGUUGUCAUUUUUAUUACAUAGAUGCAAUAUUGCUCUAAAAGGUACAGAGGUAUAGUAAAUGGAAUUCACUAUAGCAGUAGUUAUGCACAUGAAAGAAAUACUAUAUAUUUGAAGUGUAUCUAGUUGUGUCUGCCUGUAAUAAAGUGGCUUGUACCAUAGGCAGAUGAGCUUUAAAUGUAACAUUUUUCUUCUUGCUUUGAGGUUUUUGUAAAGCUCCUGACACAAUUUCUCCUAUAAUAUUGAUUUAAACCAUCGUUUUAAAGCUAGAUUUUUUAUUGCCUUAGGUUCAUUUGUACAUUACCUGUAACUAUGUAAAUCUGUAUGUACAAGAAAAAUCUCAGCAAGUUUAAAACAUUUUUUUUCUCAGCUAAUGUUUUUAAGCUUACUGAUCAACUGUCCCUGCUUCAGCUAAGACUGUGGGAAGAACCUUUUCAAACAAAAUAAUAUAUUGAGCCUAAAAUUUAAGAUGAAAAGGUGUACCACAAAAUAAUUACUUAGCCAGUAUAACUGAGAAAGUGUUAGUAUGAACUCCGAACAACAACAAAAAUUGCAUUCAAAUUAUUUCAUUCUAUUCAGUCAUUUAACCAGGAUGCUGCUGAGAUGACUAUAAGUGAAUAUUUCAAAAUAUAUUCAUGCAUAAGAAAUCUAAUCCAACCAGACACAACUACACAAGUGUAAUCUUGAUUACAAGAUUUCUAGUAGCAUUUUAUCAUGUAUUUAUUCUGAAAAAGGUACAGGGAGAGAAAAUGUCAAUGUAAUAUUCACCUCUUCUGUAUAAUUAGAACAAAAGAUGGUAAUUGGGAUGGAUACACUUUUUUCUAAAUUUACUAAGAAUGACUAUUAUUUGAGGUAAAAUUAACUUUGUAAUCUAAACACUUAUGAUACACAUGUGUCUGUAUGUCUGUUACUUUGGUUAAUGUUGUUAAUUACAAAGCAUAAUGAGUUAAUAAAAUAUUAAUGAAUGAA